CGCGUACGUACGCACGUACGGCGGCGGCGGCGGCGGAGGCGGAGGGCAAGGUUGGGGGGGUUGAAUGUAAACAAGCAUCGUCAGGGCCGAUCCCGGAGCGCUCCUCGGCCCCCCGCUCUCAGACAAGGGCUUGUUGCUGCUGGAUCAGAAGCCCUCACCCCUGCCGGUCCCCGCUCCUCGCUCAGCCCGGUGAUCGCGGCCUAACCCUGGGGGCCCCCGCUCGCCGGCCCGGGAGUCAGGAAGAUAACAUCUAGUUAGGCUGUUUUCCCCAACAUGGAAUCCGAGGGGAAAGGUGGUGAAGAUGAGGAGAGCCUGCAGAUGGCAUUCAAAAAACUUAAAGUGGACUCUGAACGUGCUGCGCCUGCAUCUGUCCACAUAAACACUGAAACAGCUACUUCGAGGACAUCACUGCGAGGCAGCACUGACGGACCUAAACCCAGGACAGUGUGUUCUUCCAAAGAAAGCUGGCAUGGCUCCUCCAGAAAGCCGCCACGUGGUACUAUCAGGACACAGCGGAGAAGACGUUCCAAAUCACCAAUUCUUCAUCCUCCUAAAUUUACAUAUUGCAGUUCGAUAGCACCUGCUACCAGUUCUCAGGCAAAACACAGCAAGCAAGCAGAGCCUUACCAGGGCCUUGUCGUCCAGCCUCCCAAAGAGUGCUGCAAGGUCGGGCAGCCUGAAGCUGUGUUUGGCGCUAAAGUUCCUACUGUCUUCUCACUGGAGUCUUCGGGAGAAUCUGCUGGCGUAAAUGGCACCAAAUCAUGCACUGACCCUCGCUCCGAGCCUCCUAAGCAGGCACUGGAGUCGAGCCAGGAGUCCAAGCCCACGUCCGACUUCCAGUCUCUGUCGCAGCUUCAUCAGACCGACCCGUGCCGCUGCUUGCAGGGGAGCGAAUGCCGCUGCAAGCGGUGGCAAGACGUCGAGGUAUACUCCUUCACUGGGCUCCGCAGCGUCAUAUCAGAGUGUGAGAGGGACGCAGCCGAGGCUGGCCGGCACACGUCACCUUGCCGAAGAACUCAGCCGGGCUCUGGGGCCACGGGCUCGCCACGGUCUUGCUCUGAGGAGGCCCGGGCAUUUGUGGAAGAUAUCACCAUCGAAGACCUUUCGGGAUACAUGGAAUAUUACUUGUACAUCCCCAAAAAAAUGUCACAUAUGGCUGAAAUGAUGUACACUUAAACGAAGAAUUGCAUCCUCCAUGGCUGACUUAUUUUCCAUCUAAUGUGACUGGUGUGGAAAAAGCAAAAGUUGGAAGGAAUACUGGCUUAGAUGAAUUAUGCAAGAACUAAUUUUUGUUUUGAUUUGACUUCUAAAGUAAUUUCUUUUUCUCCCGCUUUUUUGGGCCCCUUGAGGUAGUUUGGAGCCUUCAUGAGUGUCACGUGAAAGCAUAAAGCCAUUGGUCUAAUGUGUGUGUUUAGGACACAAGCUAAAAUGUCCAAAGUUAAUUGUUUACAUAAUAAAGUCAGCAAUCAAAUUAAUCAGCAAAAUUUCUUGCAUUCGCACUACUUCAGCAGAAGAAGUUGUUUUAUUUUUUGCACACAAGGUAUGGAAGGUUUGAAAGAGACUGUAGGGUAGAUCUUUGACUGCUUGCAACUGGUGAACUGUAAUGGAAAAUAGUCUUAACAAGCCCCUGGUUGGAAUGUUAAAGCUGUGUUGCCAUGUAAUUUAAACUUAGUACUACCAAGGGAACUUUGAGUGUGACAGCCAUUUCUAACACAUUCUCUUGUGAGUAUAAACUUCAGUGCCAUUCAAGCUUUGUACUUUUCUCCUGAGUGGAGUGGGAUAUGAUGGUGCAUUGCUUUACACUCCGAGAUACACUUUGUCUUCAGUAGUGGAUCACCAGCACCGUGAACAAGAUUAAAGACCAAAAGGUAGAAACUCGUCCUAUGCCAUGAGUAGAAACACUAGUGGCCUAACAUUGUACCCUUCAUCCAAAAAAAAAAUCAGCCCUAUGGACGACAGUAGAAUUGAAUCUUGGAAGCAGACGAUAAUCUUAUUUGGCACAACCGGCUACUUUAGAAUUACUUUGUACACAGCUCUAAUUUAUUAAGAUACCAAUCCAUUUUGAAGAGACCAUUAAACUAUUAACGUUAGUCAUUAAAUAAUACAGAAACAAGCUGCAGAUGGUGGAAAUGACCAAAGGCCAAGUAGUAUUUGGAGAAAUUUCCCCCUUUGCAGAUUCGGUCUGAUUUGCUGAGCUUUUCCCGUGCAACACAUAUUCACACAAAAUGCUGGAGGAACUUAGUAGGCCAGGCAGUAUCUAUGGACAGAAAUAAACUGUCUUUUCAGGCCAAGACCUUUCAUCGUAAGUCCUGAUGAAGGGUCUUGGCCCCAAAAUGUCAACAGUUUUUUUCUCUCCGUUGAUGCUCUCUGACCUGCUGAGUUCUUCCAGUAUUUUGUGUGGGUGUGUAUGUUGCUCUGGAUUUCUAGCAUUUGUCUUUGGUUUGAAUAGUUCCAGCUCUUUUGUGCUUUAUGUAUUUUAACAACUAGUUGACCUUUGAGUUGGGACUCCACCCGUUGAUUUACUUUGGCUAGGUGCUGUAUUUGUGCCCUCCUAUGUUCUUUCUUGGAAAAGUUUCAAAUAGUUGUUUACUUCAAUAGCUCACUAAGUCCUCAGGGUAGCUGACUAAUAAAAUUCAAGUGUACAAUCCACUCUUGGUCCAUUAAGGUAAACUGUCUUAACCAGGAAGUGUAGAAAAUGGCCCUGGGUUUUUAAGUGUGUUGUGCUUGUGGGUUUUUACGGAAUUGGGAAUUCACCUACAGUUAAUUAUUGACCAGACUUGUGGAAGAGAAAUUAGAUAGUUGAACAAAACUAAUCUGAAUUAACUUAAUCUAUUUUGGAGAAAGGGAGACUUCAGGCGGUGGAAAAAAUUUUCUCCAGUCUUGUCCAAGAGCUCUUUUGGAUUACAAGUUGUGCCAUAUUUGUUGCAUUUAACUCUUUCAGAUUUCUUUACUUCAGAAGCUAACGUGCAUUGAGUAUUAAAGUUGUCGUUUUGGUAGGACUAAAGCAAAAUUAAUUUUAGAAGUUCUGAAGUAGGAUGAAUACUCUGUAUAUCUUUAUAAUGUUUACAGCCUCUUUUGCACACCAAAAAAGAAUUCAGAUCAAUUUGAAUCAGUAAAACAGAAUUUAGAAUGUGCUCUAAGAUUAAACUUCUUAAAAUUCAUUUCAAUUCAAGUUCAAUUGUCAUUCAACCAUACAUGAAUACUCAAGAAUACAGCCAAACAAAACAGCAUUACUGUGGGGUCAAGGUGCUAAAACAUAUUUCCAGCAGUCACAUACAAGAACACAUAGCUGAUGCACCUGCCUUCUUCUGUGACACCGCAGUUAGAUAUCCAGUCCUCACAUGUACAAGACAACAAACCCAUACAGAAUAUCAUCAAAAUACAAUGAUGCAGAAAAUGCAUGCACAUAGUCCAGACCUAACUUAGAAGUAAAACUACAGUUCAUUCCAAUUAGCAACAGUAGUCAGAUGUGAGCUUCUGUUUGCUAAAGUCCUUGGUUCUUGGUGCACUGGCUGCCCGACAGGUGAAGCAUUUCUCAAAAUAAAUGUGAGGCAACGCAGGUUUAAUAUUUUCUAAUUUGGUUUUGCAAAGUGGAUGUUGCUUACAAAGCCAACUUCAAGCUGCACUGAAUCAGAAAUGGAUAAUUUCUGAUUAUCCGCUGAGUAGUUUAGAGUUAGCCAUAAUAUAGCUUCUCUUAAGAUCUAAAUCAAAAACUGGCUUGUUGCUAAAAUAUUUGCAACUUUGUACAAGUCCAUCCCUUAAGUUAUAGACUGCUGGGCCUGUACAUGUAUGGCAUUGCUCUGUUCUGGUCUGGAAGCCACUAUUUAUGAGAAGUAAAACCUCAGCAUGAUGAACACUAUGAUGUUAACAAUUGUGCCAAAAUUUAUACUAAACUAAAUUCAGGAAAUAAAACAUUUUGACUGGUGGGAAAGGUGCCAUUUGACUUCAAACACAAUUGGAUAUCAGUCUGAAAUGGAAAGAGGGUUUAUUUUUAAAUAACAAUACUGCAGAUUUUGCAAUAUAUCACAGCUAAAGUGAAAUAUAGCUGUUCAAAGAUGUAUGUUACCUAAUCCUGAGAUUCAUUGCAACCCUCUCCUUCCUGUAUGUUUUCAAAUGUUAUUGCAUUAAUAAAAUAUGUUGCAGUUUGAUGCCAGUCAGUUCCAUCCCUGGGUAAUGCCAUUUGCGUAUGCAUGACUUGUUUAUUUUGGUAGAUGCCAGAAAUUGUGUUUGAACAAGAAUGCUGAAAACAACAGAUCUUGCAAAAAUGAAACUGCAGUGAUGCUCAUAACCAGUGUUAUGAACUGAUGUAUUCACUGAACCUUGCAGUAACUAUCGAUGCAUUGUGACAUCCACAUUAAAGCGUGUAAUGUUUCCUGAAUUAUGAAGUUUGCUGCUUAUUGUUAAAUGUUUGGGGAUUAUUGUGAGUUAUGUCAUUAAAUUCCUCGGCCCUCUCCAUUUCAACAUUGCAUACAAACUUGUACAUUGACGUGCAGAUUUCAAGGUAAAUUCUCAUUUCAUACAAUGGUAAAGAGGUGCUUGCUGUACAAUGAGCUGUGUAAUAUUUCUGAUGGUUCCCGUUCCAUGCCUGAGCUAGAGCCUGCAUUAGCUAUCUACGAGCUUGCCUCUAGAGGUGGCUGGAUCCUACUGCCACACCAAGCAUUGAGCAUGUAACCGCUCAACCACGAUGUGCUGAGUGGCUAUCUUGUUUAAAAUUGGUGUUGGGAAGGUUGUUGAGAUAGAUGCCAAAAUGAGUGGAGAAAUAUUAAUUCAAUCUUAUUUUUUUUAUUAAAUGCAGAUAGGAUAUUGAGGCAGGUUAAUAGUGUGAAAACCACUGACCACAUGAGAAAAUCUGCGCAACAGUAGCGUGACACUAUUAUAGCUCGGGGCAGAGUUCGGAGUUCAUUUCUGGCGUCCUCUGUAAGAAGUUUAUAUGUCCUUUCGUCCAAGUGCUCCGUUUUUCCUCCCACUGUCCAAAGACAUACUGUAGGUUAAUUGGUCAUUGUAAAUUGUCCUGUGAUUAGGCUAGGGUUAAAUAGGUGGGUUGCUAGGCAAUGUGGCUCAUUGGGUCAGAAGGGCAUGUUCCGCGCUGUGUAUCUCAAUAAAUAAAUAAGACGAUAGCUGCAUGUAUGUAUUGUACCAUUCUGAACUGUUUGACAAAUAGGAUCACAUUACAUUGCUGUAUUGUCCAGAUUUUUAGUUUUAAACGGGUAAUUGGACGUGCCAGAAUUCUACAAAGAUCGUCGGACCCUAUUUUGAAUGUUAACAGAUUCUCAUGCUAAAUCUGUGUUCACAUGCAGAGAGUAUUUUAUCCAUCAAAACCUGCAAUGUUCUUUCCAAUAAAGUCACGUGUAAAUAGGUAA
Molecule: messenger RNA, 5360 nt
Organism: Hypanus sabinus (Atlantic stingray)
Lineage: Eukaryota; Metazoa; Chordata; Chondrichthyes; Myliobatiformes; Dasyatidae
Gene: oser1
Product: oxidative stress responsive serine-rich 1
Exons: 4
Coding region: 274-1176 (300 amino acids)
Biological process (GO): cellular response to hydrogen peroxide
Source: RefSeq, a predicted model, not a curated record